CAUCAAAACCCUCCAACAUUUUUCCACAAACCAUUUUUUUUUUUAUUUUUUUAUUUUUAUUUUUUAUUUUUGUAAGUUCAGUUUCAAACUUUUGUUUGGUCUUGUGCGGGCGCUGCUGCUGCGUGCGGUUUCAAAGCCAAUUCGUUUACGUUUCACCAUUCUCUACUUUUCUCCCCAUUUCUUCCCUUUUUACUCCAAAUUUAGCUUCUUCUCUUCUGCUUUCAUGGCUUCUCUCUGAAAAUUUCUCCAACCCAUUUGCCCAAGGAACACACAGAAAAAUUACAGUGUAGUAUGAAGGAGAAAGACACUCAUAAUCAUUCAUGGCGUCUUCCAAUUAUCAUUUUCUUCAUCUUAAUCACAGGUACAAUUGUCGAGGGACAAGAAUUGCAGAGAGACAGAGAAGUUUUGUUACAGUUGAAAUUCUUUUUAGAAAAACACAAUCCCAUUAAACGAGGAAAAUAUUCGUUUUGGAAUUUGCAGAACUCGCCUUGUUCUUGGUCUGGAAUAUCCUGCAAUCAAAUCAAUUCCCAAGUGACCGGAAUUGACCUUUCAAAUGAAGAUAUUACCGGCACAAUUUUUCAUAAUUUCUCUGCCUUUCCGGCGCUAACGGACCUCGACCUCUCUAGAAACACUCUCUCUGGGCUAAUUCCCGGCGACUUGAACAACUGCAGAAAUCUCCGGCUGCUGAAUUUGUCGCACAACAUCAUCGAUGACAAGUUGAACUUGUCGGGGUUGGUCAAUAUCGAGACUCUGGAUUUGUCGGUCAACCGGAUUUGGGGAGACAUACGGUUGAAUUUUCCGGGCAUUUGCAGAAAUUUGAUUUUCUUUAAUGUUUCCGGUAAUAAUUUCACUGGUCGGACGGAUGACUGUUUUGACGAAUGCCGGAAUUUGCAGCAUGUGGAUUUGAGCUCCAACAGAUUCAAUGGUGGAUUGUGGGGUGGGUUGGCGAGGACUCGUUUUUUCUCAGCGUCGGAGAAUGAACUUUCCGGCGAGCUAUCGCCGGCGAUAUUUACUGGGGUUUGUAAUUUGGAGGUGUUGGACCUGUCAGAGAAUAAAUUUUCCGGCGGAGUUCCAGUGGAGGUUUCUAAUUGUGGGAAUUUGUCUUCUUUGAAUCUUUGGGGGAACCAAUUUUCCGGGAAAAUUCCGGUGGAAAUUGGAAGAAUUUCGGGUUUGCAGAAUUUAUAUCUGGGAAAGAACAAUUUUUCCCGGGAAAUUCCUGAAUCCCUCCUAAGUUUGAACAACUUGGUGUUCCUCGAUUUGAGCAAGAACAAUUUCGGAGGGGACAUUCAAGAAAUCUUCGGUAGGUUUACACAGGUGAGAUUCCUUGUUCUUCAUGGGAAUUCUUACACCGGAGGGAUUUACUCUUCUGGGAUUCUUAAGCUCCCAAGCGUUGCUCGUUUGGAUUUGAGUUUCAACAACUUUUCAGGUUCAUUGCCUGUAGAAAUCUCUGAAAUGAAGAGCUUGGAGUUCUUGAUUCUUGCAUAUAAUAAGUUCAAUGGAGUGAUUCCAUCAGAAUAUGGGAACUUGCUGAAUCUUCAAGCUCUUGAUCUCUCAUUCAACAACUUAAAUGGAUCAAUCCCAAGUAGCUUUGGGAAAUUGACUUCACUUUUGUGGCUAAUGCUGGCAAACAACUCCUUGACUGGUGAAAUUCCCAGGGAGCUUGGUAAUUGUUCUAGCUUGUUAUGGCUGAAUCUUGCGAACAAUAAGCUACAUGGGCGCAUCCCGUCCGAGCUUUCGAACAUUGGAAAGAACGCCACGGCGACAUUCGAAAUGAAUCGACAAACCGAAAAGUUCAUCGCUGGAUCAGGGGAGUGCUUGGCUAUGAAGAGAUGGAUACCAGCAGACUACCCUCCUUUCAGAUUUGUUUACACAAUUCUUACAAGGAAGAGUUGUAGAAGCAUUUGGGAUAGAUUGUUGAAAGGGUAUGGCCUUUUCCCAUUUUGCAGCAGAAUUAGAACACUGCAAAUCUCUGGUUAUGUUCAGCUAACUGGGAAUCAGUUCAGUGGUGAGAUACCAAAUGAGAUUGGAAUGAUGAAGAACUUCAGUAUGUUGCAUUUGAGUUGCAACAAUUUUAGUGGGAAGCUCCCUCCACAGUUGGGGAAUCUGCCACUGGUUGUUCUAAACGUCUCGGAAAAUCGUUUUUCGGGCGAGAUCCCGACCGAGAUUGGAGGCCUGAAGUGCUUGCAGAACCUUGAUUUAUCAUACAACAACUUCUCUGGCAUGUUCCCUAGAAGUUUCUUGAACUUGAAUGAGCUUAACAAAUUCAACAUUUCAUAUAAUCCUCUCAUAACUGGUGAAGUCAUUCCAAGUGGGCAAUUCUCAACGUUUGACAAGGACUCAUAUCUUGGCAAUCCUCUUUUGCGCCUUCCAUCGUUCUUCAACAUAACACCGCCGAAGUCACCUGCCAACCCAAGAAUGGCAGGAUCAUCCAAAAGGAACUCAACGCUAAUUGGGAUGUUGGCUUCCUUAUCAUUGAUCCUUGCUUUCUUAAUAUUUGGUGCAUUUUCUCUUAUAGUGUUCUCAAUGGUGAGAAACUCAGAUGAAUCACGAGGACAUCUCUUGGAUGAUAUAAAAUAUAUGAAAGACUUCGGCUCGAGUUCUCCCAGCUCGUCGCCGUGGUUUUCGGAUUCGGUAACGGUGAUUCGACUUGACAAAAUGGUUUUUACGUAUGCUGAUAUUCUAAAAGCCACAGGAAACUUUUCAGAGGAUAGAGUGAUUGGUAAAGGAGGAUAUGGAACAGUUUACAGAGGAAUGUUACCUGAUGGGAGGCAAGUGGCAGUGAAGAAGCUUCAGAGAGAAGGGAAUGAUGGUGAAAGAGAGUUCCAAGCUGAAAUGAAGAUUCUUACUGGAAAUGGCUUCAACUGGCCGCACCCGAACCUUGUUCAACUUUACGGAUGGUGUCUUGAUGGGUCGGAGAAGAUUUUGGUGUAUGAGUACAUGGAAGGAGGGAGCUUGGAAGAUCUCAUAGUAGACAGACUUAGACUAAACUGGCAGCGUCGCAUCGAUCUUGCGAUCGAUGUGGCACGAGCAUUGGUAUUUCUGCAUCACGAGUGCUUUCCUUCUAUUGUGCAUCGUGAUGUGAAGGCAAGUAAUGUUCUGCUUGAUAAAGACGGUCGAGGACGGGUGACAGACUUCGGGUUGGCUAGAAUUAUGGAUGUAGGAGACAGCCAUGUGAGUACCAUGGUGGCUGGAACCAUUGGUUACGUAGCACCCGAGUAUGGACAGACAUGGAAAGCUACGACAAAGGGCGACGUGUAUAGUUUUGGAGUUUUGGCAAUGGAAUUUGCUACGGCAAGACGAGCACUGGAUGGAGGGGAAGAGUGUCUAGUUGAAUGGGCUAAAAGGGUGAUGGGAAAUGGGAGACCAGGGUUGAGUAGAGCAGUGAUACCAGUGGCAGUUUUGGGGUCGGGGCUCGUCGACGGGGCGGACGAGAUGUGCGAGCUGCUGAAGAUUGGGGUGAGGUGCACACAUGAAGCACCAGGGGCAAGACCGAACAUGAAGGAAGUGCUAGCUAUGUUGAUCAAUAUCAUAGGGUUAAGAGGGGGAGAUGAAUUCAGCCAGAUGUUCUCCCCUACUCCAUGCAUUGAUCAAGAUUUUGAUUGAAGAAAUGUGAAUAACCUUAGGUUGUUACAUAGUGUUUGAUAGACAUAAGAUAAUACUGAUACCUACACACUUCAAUUUAUUACCAUUCAUCUUGUAAACAAAAACAUUCAUCAUUCACAAAAUGUUGAAAGAAAAAAGAAAGAAAAAAAAAAAAAAAAGAAUGAAGAAAGAAUUCCUCUCUGUUUUGCCUUUUGGUUUCCUUGCAAGAAUAAUGAACACAUCUCCUAUGGCCCA
Molecule: messenger RNA, 3837 nt
Organism: Cucurbita maxima (winter squash)
Lineage: Eukaryota; Viridiplantae; Streptophyta; Magnoliopsida; Cucurbitales; Cucurbitaceae
Product: probable LRR receptor-like serine/threonine-protein kinase At1g74360
Exons: 2
Coding region: 292-3603 (1103 amino acids)
Biological process (GO): protein phosphorylation
Molecular function (GO): receptor serine/threonine kinase binding; ATP binding; protein kinase activity
Source: RefSeq, a predicted model, not a curated record